UAAUCGAUUUUUUUUAUUAGUAAUUAUGUUUGUUUUAAGUAUAUUAUUAUUAAUUAUUUGUCCUAAUAUUAUAGGAUUGUUAUUAGGAUGAGAUGGGUUAGGAUUAAUUUCUUAUUGUUUAGUGAUUUAUUAUCAUAAUUGAAAGUCAUUUACUUCUGGGAUAAUCACAGUUUUAUUAAAUCGUAUUGGUGAUGUAGGUAUUUUAAUAAUAAUUAGAUUAAUAAUUAUUUUAGGGUCAUGAAAUGGGAUAUUUUAUAGAUUUGAUUUUUUUUAUUUUUCUUUAUUAAUAAUAUUGAGAGCGUUUACUAAAAGAGCUCAAUUACCAUUUUCUUCUUGGUUACCCUUAGCAAUGGCUGCUCCUACACCUGUUUCUUCUUUAGUUCAUUCUUUUACUUUGGUAACAGCAGGGGUUUAUUUAUUAAUACGAUAUAAUAGAUAUUUAGUUAAUAAUCAUUUAAUGGGUUUAAUAUUAUUUAUUUCUAGAUGUACAAUAAUAAUAGCAGGAUUAAUAGCUAAUUUUGAGAAUGAUUUGAAGAAGAUUAUUGCGUUAUCUACAUUGAGACAAUUAGGAUUAAUAAUAAGAAUUUUAAGAUUAGGAGAAGUAGAGUUAGGAUUUAUGCAUUUAUUAAUUCAUGCAUUAUUUAAGUCUUUAUUAUUUAUAUGUAGAGGAAUUUUAAUUCAUCAAAUAAAUAAUAAUCAGGAUAUUCGAUUUAUGGGAAGAUUAGUUAGAUAUUAUCCUUUUGUUAGACUUGUAUUUUUUGUGUCUUUAUUAUCAUUAUGUGGAUUUCCAUUUUUUUCUGGGUAUUAUUCUAAGGAUUUAAUUAUAGAGGUUUUUUUAAUGAGUAAGAUAAAUAUAAUAAGUAUAUUAAUGUUAUUAAUUUCUACAUUAUUUACAGUUUCAUAUAGUGUUCGUUUAAUUGUUAUAGUAUAUUUAAGUUAUAUGAAUAAAAUAAAUUAUUUUAUUUUGUUUAGAGAAAGAUUAAUAAUAAGGAUAUCAUUAAUUAUUUUGUAUUUUUAUUCUUUAAUAAUUGGAUAUUUUUUAGUUAAUUUAAUAAAUUUUACUUUAAUUAUUUUGAAUUUAUUUGAAAAAUUAAUAGUUAUACAAAUUUGUUUAAUAGGAUGUAUUUUAGGUUGAUUUAUGAGAUUUGUAAAUAUAUU
Vespa mandarinia (Asian giant hornet) is the source of this 1158-nucleotide messenger RNA. RefSeq names its product NADH-ubiquinone oxidoreductase chain 5-like. The record is from RefSeq and is a predicted model, not a curated record. NCBI's taxonomy places the organism in Eukaryota, Metazoa, Arthropoda, Insecta, Hymenoptera, Vespidae.